Molecule: messenger RNA, 1164 nt
Organism: Xylona heveae TC161
Lineage: Eukaryota; Fungi; Ascomycota; Xylonomycetes; Xylonales; Xylonaceae
Exons: 4
Coding region: 90-965 (291 amino acids)
Biological process (GO): eisosome assembly; negative regulation of protein kinase activity; endocytosis
Cellular component (GO): plasma membrane; eisosome filament
Molecular function (GO): lipid binding
Source: RefSeq, a predicted model, not a curated record
GUUGAGGUGGUGCAGGCCAUGCCUUCCGCAAGUCUGCGGCCGGUGCCUUUGGGCCCGACCUGGCAAAGAAGCUUGCUCAGCUUGUCAAGAUGGAGAAGAACGUCAUGCGCAGCAUGGAGAUGGUCAGCCGCGAGCGUAUGGAAGUCGCUCAACAACUCUCAAUUUGGGGAGAGGCUUGCGACGAUGAUGUUUCGGACGUUACCGAUAAGCUUGGUGUCCUAAUCUACGAGAUUGGUGAGCUCGAGGACCAAUUUGUCGACCGCUACGACCAAUACCGUGUCACCAUUAAGAGCAUUCGCAACAUUGAGGCUUCCGUGCAGCCCAGCCGAGACCGCAAGCAAAAGAUCACCGACCAGAUUGCCCAGCUCAAGUACAAGGAGCCCAACUCCCCCAAGAUUGUUGUGCUCGAGCAGGAGCUUGUCCGUGCCGAGGCCGAGUCUCUCGUCGCUGAGGCUCAGCUGUCCAACAUUACUCGCGAGAAGCUCAAGGCAGCCUUCACCUACCAAUUUGACGCUCUCCGUGAACACUGCGAGAAGCUUGCCAUUAUUGCUGGUUACGGCAAGCAUCUCCUCGAGCUGAUUGAUGACACUCCAGUCACCCCUGGCGAGACUCGCGAUGCCUAUGACGGCUAUGAGGCCAGCAAGGCAAUUAUCCAAGAUUGUGAGAAUGCCCUGACCAAUUGGGUUACCGCCAACGCUGCUGUCAAGCCGAAGCUCUCCACUCGCGCCCGUACUCUUUCUCAACGCCGCCACCAGCGCCGUGAGGGUGAGGGAGUCGAUCUUGCUUCUCAGGACCAACCCCUCAAGGACCGUGAAAGCGGCCUCUGGGUCCCCGCUGAACAGCACCAGGCUGGAGGUUACGGCGAAGAAGAAGAGGAGGAAGAGCCUGAGGCGGCUGGCAGCGUUACAGGCGCCGCCAAUGGCGAGACCCGCGGCCGCGAAGAAGAGCGCACCCUGGCGGCAUGAAUGCCAAGCCCUUGAAUGCAGAAUCCACGGCUUGGAUUGACUACCGCGCCAUUUUUCCCAAUGAUACCUGGCCUCGCAAACAUUUAAUACCCACCAACUCGAACCAGACAUGGAACCGUUCUCCAAGCCGUCUUUUUGAUUUUACUUUUUCGUUUUUUGUCUCAUACCAGAAAGCCAAGAAUGUACGCCAACCAUGGGA